AUGCCGACUUCUCUGGACAAGGCGCUAAACUCCAAGAAUCUCUUCCUGGGCUUCGCUGGCAUCGUCACAGCCGUCUCCGCUUGGUCAAUAUGGGGUGGUGAAAUGUUUCCCGCAGAGGCAGACCCCAAAGGAGACCCGGCCGAGUGGACAACUGAAGAACUAAGGAGGUGGCUCCGAGCGAGAGGCCUUUUGCCGGCGGACACAAUGUCGCGUGAAGAACUUGUGGAGCGUGUUAAAGCGAACUUGCGGCCGACCCGGAGCGCGUAA
Talaromyces rugulosus is the source of this 267-nucleotide messenger RNA. RefSeq lists its product as uncharacterized. The coding region runs from base 1 to 267 and encodes 88 amino acids. Lineage: Eukaryota; Fungi; Ascomycota; Eurotiomycetes; Eurotiales; Trichocomaceae. The transcript is spliced from 5 exons. The record is from RefSeq and is a predicted model, not a curated record.